AUGAUUGCUCGUUGUCGUGCAAAGUGCUGGAUCAUUCAGCUUAAGGAAGAAAACCAGAACCUGCAAUUGUCAACUAAUCAACGAGGAAUUAAAGGACACAUAAUCAUCUAUCCUCAGCGCCUGGAAGGUAUUGCCGCCAUCUUGCCUCCAACAGUUGAUGACAUUGUCACUCCGAUCUGCAUCAUUUUUGUGGGUUCAUGUCCACCAUCUCGAGAAUGGCUUCAAGAAAAAGCCAAACCUUUGAUAGUGCGAAGAGAAAAAGUGUGUGCUGCAUUAGUUUGGUUGAAGAAACACAACCGAUUGUACAAGGACAUUACCAUUGAUCACGCCAUACUGGAUUCGAUGGAAGAGGAGACAUUGAUGCCCUUUCAUGUCGAUCAUAUUCUUCCUAACGAUGCGCGAGAAUCCUUGACUUCGAGAUACGAUGCAGAUGAAGUGAUGCAAUUGGAAGACUCACUUGAUUCGGAGUCACAUUCAGUUGAACCUCAGUCUAAUUUUGAGAGUGUGGUGGUUACUGAUGUCGAUGGUCAUGCCUCUGUGAAUGAGUUGCGAGCUGUGGCAGUACAUCAUAUAAAGAACAAGGGUGGUGGAUACAUCCAAAUCCCCCAUGAUCCUGAACCUGUCAAUGAAUUUUUUCAGCCGGAUCUGUUUCCGAUGAUCUAUCCUACCUUGUUUCUGUAUGGUUUAGGAGGGUUCGAAGACCACUUACGUUCUGAGCGUCUGUCUAUGAAGAGACAUGUUAAACAC
This is a messenger RNA of Suillus subalutaceus, 747 nucleotides long. RefSeq lists its product as uncharacterized. The record is from RefSeq and is a predicted model, not a curated record. Lineage: Eukaryota; Fungi; Basidiomycota; Agaricomycetes; Boletales; Suillaceae. The annotation marks the transcript as partial. The transcript has a single exon.